Molecule: messenger RNA, 1071 nt
Organism: Botrytis byssoidea
Lineage: Eukaryota; Fungi; Ascomycota; Leotiomycetes; Helotiales; Sclerotiniaceae
Exons: 3
Coding region: 1-1071 (356 amino acids)
Molecular function (GO): nitronate monooxygenase activity
Source: RefSeq, a predicted model, not a curated record
AUGGCGACUCAAGGCCCAAUAACCACUCCCCUAACCGCGUUACUCGGUAUCAAACAUCCUAUAAUCCUCGCCGGCAUGGCUCGUACAUCUGGCGGUCCACUUGCAGCUGCAGUCAGUAAUGCAGGUGGAUUGGGAUGUAUAGGAGGAUUAGGAUACACACCUCAACAACUCCGCGAGAUAAUCCACUCCCUCAAAGCCAACCUAUCAGACCCCUCUCUCCCCUUCGGCGUCGAUCUCGCUCUCCCCAAAGUAGGCGAGGGCGCUCGCGCCACAAACCACGAUUAUACCCACGGCCAACUCGAUGCGCUUAUCGACGUGACCAUCGAAGAAGGCGCACGACUAUUCAUAUCCGCUGUUGGGAUUCCGCCUCCACACGUCAUAAAACGGUUGCACGAUGCUGGGAUUCUCGUGAUGAAUAUGGUUGGCGCUCCGAAACAUACUGUGAAAGCUUUGGAUGCGGGGGUUGAUAUUGUGUGUGCGCAGGGAGGAGAGGGCGGCGGACAUACGGGGGACAUCCCGAAUAGUAUUCUGAUACCGGCGGUGGUGGAUGUGGCGCGGAAAUAUAAACCCGCGAUGUUGAAGGGAGAGACGGCGUUGGUUGUUGCGGCGGGAGGGAUCUAUAAUGGGAGGGGUUUGGCGAGUAGUUUGAUGCAGGGGGCGUGUGGAGUGUGGGUGGGAACGAGGUUUGUCGCGAGUGAGGAGGCGGGGUGCAGUAGGAUUCAUAAGGAAGAGGUAGUUAGUGCGAGGUUUGAAGAUACGUUGAGGACGUUAGUUGUGUCGGGGAGACCGUUGAGGGUUAAGAUGAAUGAUUAUAUACAAGCCUGGGAAUCCCAACCGGCCAAAAUCAAAGAAUUAACUCAGAAAGGUAUCACGCCCCUCGAAUACGAUAUGGAGCAGGGAAAAGACGUAGAUAUUCCGCAUUUGAUGGGGGUGGUGGCGGGGGUGAUUGAGGAUAUUAAACCGGCGGGUGUUAUUGUGGAUGAGAUGGUUGGCGAGGCGGUGGAGAUGUUGAGGAAGGCGGAUGGGUUUUUGAGUGCGGGGGUGGGGAAGGCGGGGAAGAGUAAAUUGUGA